Molecule: messenger RNA, 564 nt
Organism: Lathyrus sativus (Indian pea)
Lineage: Eukaryota; Viridiplantae; Streptophyta; Magnoliopsida; Fabales; Fabaceae
Source: the annotation of a GenBank genome assembly
AUGAUGUUACCAAACCCAACACCCACCGUCCCCGACGCCGUCGCUCGCUACCACACCCACGCUGUCUCUCCAAACCAGUGUUGCUCCGCCGUCAUCCAAGAAAUCGCCGCUCCCGUUUCCACCGUCUGGUCCGUCGUCCGUCGCUUCGAUAAUCCUCAAGCUUACAAACACUUCGUCAAAAGCUGUCACGUCAUCCUCGGCGACGGUGACGUCGGCACCCUCCGUGAAGUCCGUGUCAUCUCCGGUCUCCCCGCCGCCGUCAGCACCGAACGACUUGAAGUCCUCGACGACGAACGCCACGUCAUCAGUUUCAGUAUGAUCGGCGGAGAUCACCGUCUCGCUAACUACCGUUCUGUCACCACUCUUCACCCUAGUCCGAUCUCGGACACCGACGGUAACCACCGCACAGGCACCGUUGUUGUUGAGUCUUACGUCGUUGACGUGCCGCCGGGAAACACCACUGAUGAUACCUGUAUCUUUGUUGAUACCAUCCUUCGGUGCAAUCUUCAAUCUCUCGCGAAAUUCGCCGAGAAUUUGGCCUCAACGAGAUCAAAUCAACGAUAA